Molecule: messenger RNA, 1371 nt
Organism: Panicum virgatum (switchgrass)
Lineage: Eukaryota; Viridiplantae; Streptophyta; Magnoliopsida; Poales; Poaceae
Product: disease resistance protein TAO1-like
Exons: 1
Coding region: 1-1371 (456 amino acids)
Molecular function (GO): protein binding
Source: RefSeq, a predicted model, not a curated record
AUGGCCAGUAUCGAAGGUGCUGCUGUGUCUGCAAUUUUGAAAAUUUUGGCAAACAAGUUAGCUCCAUCGAUGAUGAAGCAAUACAGCUCUAUAGUGGGUGUGAAUGUUGGCGACGAGUGCUUCAAUUCACUUGUGCAAGUUUCUUUUCUCCAGGAUGUGAAGGAAUAUUUUGGGAGAGUGUGUUGUGAGAUGCAUGAUUUGCUUCAUGAUCUUGCCCAGUUCAUCUUGGAUGAGCAAAUUUCAACUAAUGUGCCAAAGGAUGCAACCAGUUCCACAAAAUACCACAGAUACUUUUCCUUAGUUCAACAGCCAAAAAAACCUUUGCCUAGAAUGUUUUUCAAGAAUGCACGUGCUAUAUAUGUUGAUGGUGGUGAUUGUGAUGAUAUAAUAUUCAACAAGGCCAAGAAUGCAAAGCACUUGUGCAGUAUCAUUGCAAACAAUAAUCUAUCGACAACAGUGCUCACUGCCAUAUUUCAGACAAAACAUUUGAAAUAUCUUGAGAUGUCAAGAUUGCAAUGUGAAUCACUCCCUGAAACUAUGUCAGAUAUUUGGAGCCUGCAAGCUCUGCAUCUAGAAUGUAAUAGCCUUCUCGAGUUGCCCAAAUCUAUUGGUAAGCUGCAAAAGUUAAGAACACUGAACCUAUCAUGGUGUAUGAAGCUAAAGUUUUUACCAGAUUCAAUUGGUGACUGUAAUAUGCUUUCAAGCAUUUGUCUUUGCCAGUGCAUGGAGCUUGCAGCCUUGCCAAAUUCUGUCGGUAGAAAUAAAAAGCUAAGAGUUCUUAAACUAGAUCAUACCAAGAUUAAGGAGCUACCAAUAGUUAUAACAAAAUUGAGAAAUCUACAAUGUUCGAGUCUAUGUAAUUGUUAUAGGCUGGUAGAGUUGCCCAAAGGCAUCGGAAAUUUGGAUAAGCUUCAAGUUUUGAACCUAGAAUAUUGUGUGCAGCUGGUAGAGCUAUCUAAAGACAUUAACAACUUAGAGAAGCUUCAAGUUUUGAACUUGGAAAAUUGUGGGGAACUGGUAAAUCUACCUGAAGGCACUAGCAAGUUGGAGAAGCUUCAAGUUUUGAACCUCGAAGGCUGUAGGAAGCUGGUAGAGCUCCCUGAUGGCAUUGUCAAGUUUGAGAGGCUUCAAGUUUUGAACCUGAAAGAUUGUGAAGAAUUGAAAGGGAUGCCUGUAGGCAUUGGACAAUUCAGCAGUCAACUACAAAAGUUGACCUUAUUUGUUGUGGGUAAUGGUGAAAAGUUUGCUGGAAUAUCAGAGCUCGCAAAUGUAGGUAGGAAUAGUGAAGGUCUAAUUAUCAGAGGUAUUUCACAUGUGUUGGAGAAAGAUGAUGCACAUAAGGCAUGCUUGAAAGAGAAGACAGAUUUAUAG